AUGAAAAUCCUCACAAAAGAGGAGCGAGAUGCCCACUACAAAAAAGUUGUCCAGGGCGGCGUAUUGGGUACUUUUCUGGGCCUCGCCGGCGGACUUGCCGGAGUCCUGGCCGCAUCACGUCGCUUCCACACCGUUCGCAGCCUGACACUUCCCAUGAAAGCAUUCCUCGUCACGUCGUCGAGCACAUUCGUUGGCAUCAUUGCCGCCGACCAUUCCUCACGCGCAUUCGAGGCCGCACGCAACCAGAACCUACAGUAUCUCGAACAGCGCGAAGCCCAACUACACAAGGACGAGUCAUCCGGGAUGACGAGCAAAGACCGCCUUUUCGAGUUCUUGCACGAGGAGAAAUAUAAAAUCAUUGGCGCGACAUGGAUAGCAAGUAUUAUAGGGUCUUUUGUGUUGGUUAGCCGAAACCCAUAUCUUACGGGACAACAAAAGCUGGUGCAGGCGCGUGUGUAUGCGCAAGGGUUAACAGUGGCGCUGAUGUGUGCGACGGCGGCGUUUGAGAUUCAUGGCCAGAGGCAGGGGCGAGGGAUUAUGGAUGCUGCGAAGAAGCAGCAGCAGCAGCAUCAUGAGAGAUACGAGGGUGAGGAUUUGUGGAUGGAUAUAGUUAGUGCUCAGGAGGACAAGCUGAAGAAGAAGCACCAGGACCUAUACAGGCACAAAGCUGGGCAUAAGGAAGCAAACCCGGACAAGAAGGAGGCCGAAGAGGGCGAUAAAGAGAAAUACACACUACAGAUCAUCAUGUCCGAAGAAACCUCAGAACGAACCCCUCUUCUCGCCGAGCCUGCCCCUGUCGCAGACCCGCCUCUCCAGGCUGGAACAACAGGGGAUCCUAGCAGCGACAACACGGCGGCGGACGAGCAUUAUGCCCGUUUUCGCAGACCGUUUGUCAUUUUGACAUCCUUUUCAGUGUUUCUCUCCGUGGUUGGCUUUGCGUCAAGUACUGCCGCCGCGGUUCUAGUUGCACAGUUUGCUCCCCCGGGCUGGUACUUGGACUGGACCACGUCUGAUAUGAAUACAUGGAUGAUUAUAACAACUAUACUCACCGCCUUUGUCGGCUUUCUCAACCUGAUUCGGCUGUUCAAUGACAAUCGACCGCUUUCGUUGUGGUUCAAUUUCAUCUGCGACGCGAUUUUCAUGUUUUAUCUAUUCGUGUGCUCGGUAGGAAUUCUCAUAUAUGCGAUUGGCCCUCAGUUUCCUUGCCAUGCACGUUAUGCUGGCGACGAUGAUGAAACCUGUCUGCCCUUUGCGAGAGCUGUUCGGGCUAUUUUUAUUAUUUCGUCGGGCAGUGAAUUGAUACUCGGCUUGGUCAUCUUGGCACUCUUUUUAAUACGCUGUGUGCUGAUAUGUAAUUUGAGACCCUGGCGUGCGGUUCAGAGGAGGAAUGGCCGAUGGAAUGUGCCUACCGGGGUGCUUACAUUUGAGUUCUCGAUCAAGUUUCUCCGACAGGAGGAGCGUGUUGAGACUGACGGUAGGGAAUAA
Talaromyces rugulosus is the source of this 1485-nucleotide messenger RNA. RefSeq lists its product as uncharacterized. The transcript is spliced from 5 exons. Lineage: Eukaryota; Fungi; Ascomycota; Eurotiomycetes; Eurotiales; Trichocomaceae. Gene Ontology annotation, cellular component: mitochondrial inner membrane. Bases 1 to 1485 code for a protein of 494 amino acids. The record is from RefSeq and is a predicted model, not a curated record. Gene Ontology annotation, biological process: mitochondrial respiratory chain complex IV assembly.